UCCUGAUGUUGCUCUCAUUUGAGUUCUCAGGCCAUACCAGAUUCUCAGGAGGGAAGCUCCCCAGUGGUCCCGGACAAUGGCAGGGAAAAAGGUCCUGAUAGUCUAUGCACAUCAAGAGCCCAAGUCCUUCAAUGGAUCUUUGUUGAAGAUUGCUGUGGAAGAAUUGACCAAGCAGGGCUGCAGUGUCACGGUGUCGGAUUUAUAUGCAAUGCAGUUUGAGCCAAGAGCAACAAGAAAUGACAUUGUUGGUCGCUUGCACAACUCGGAAGCGUUCAAUUACGGUGUGGAGACCUGGGAAGCUUACAAGAGGGGAGGUUUGUCCAGAGAUCUGGUUGAAGAGCAAAAGAAGGUGCAGGAAGCAGACUUGCUGAUUUUUCAGUUUCCCUUGUUUUGGUUCAGCAUGCCUGCGAUCCUGAAGGGCUGGAUGGACAGAGUCUUGGUCCAAGGCUUUGCUUAUGAUUUGUCCAAGUGUUAUGAUGGCGGUUUGCUCCAGGACAAAUUAUCCCUGUUUUCUUUCACCACUGGAGGAACCAAAGAGAAGUAUGCAAGCAGAGGUGAUGUUCGUUAUCUCCUGUGGCCCAUGCAGCAUGGAAUCAUGCACUUCUGUGGUGUCAAAGUCCUUGAACCUCACAUCUGUUAUGCUCCAGAGAAUGUCUCUGAGGAGAAGAGGAAGGAGAUGCUGACUGGCUGGACCCAGCGUCUGAAGACUCUUUGGAAGGAAGAACCCAUAAACUGCUCUCCUGAGUGGUAUUUCAAGUAGUGUUCAGGUACAAGACUACAGAGAGAAGAUCGUUUUUCUCCAUUCUUUUGGAUGCUCUAUCUAAAUACCUGAAUGCUAAUCUCCUAAUUCAAAUGUCUUUUAAGAAUCUGGAAUACAGCAGCUAGCAGCUUAACUGAAAAUAUAGCAUUUAUCUUCAUUGA
Messenger RNA from Pipra filicauda (Wire-tailed manakin), 921 nucleotides. It is a transcript of the gene NQO2, whose product is annotated as N-ribosyldihydronicotinamide:quinone reductase 2. Gene Ontology annotation, molecular function: NAD(P)H dehydrogenase (quinone) activity. Bases 77 to 760 code for a protein of 227 amino acids. The transcript is spliced from 6 exons. Lineage: Eukaryota; Metazoa; Chordata; Aves; Passeriformes; Pipridae. The record is from RefSeq and is a predicted model, not a curated record. Gene Ontology annotation, cellular component: cytosol.